Messenger RNA from Linum tenue, 1233 nucleotides. The record is from the annotation of a GenBank genome assembly. NCBI's taxonomy places the organism in Eukaryota, Viridiplantae, Streptophyta, Magnoliopsida, Malpighiales, Linaceae.
GAGCGGUCAGAAACUUUUUCGUGAGCUUGAGAAGCAAAUCCCUUUGUCACACUAUUUUGGCAUGCUAACCGAACCCCUUUAAGCCAAACAGAUUUGCGUUUUUUCUCCGAUCCGAGCUCUGAUUGGGUUCGGCCGCUCCCUGCAGCUAGGGUUCCCAAGCUCUUAGAACCUUUCAGGGAUUCUGUGGUUUGGGGAAGCAAGUAAGAAUGGUCGACGAAGGAGGAGACCCUCGAAACGCCAAUGGCGCAGCUGCAAAUCAUCUCAUGAUAUUGAAGGAAGGAAUAUAUUUGAUCCUCUCCCGAUGGGCAGCUCUUCUUUUCGCCGUCGAGAACGAGUCCGGCGGUCGCGGCUCCCGCCAGUUAGCCGAUCAACUCGCUUCGGAUGUUUACUCCUGGUUCACCAAACAGCGCAAAGCCAAUGAGCCGCUUUAUAUCGAUGACCUCGAGAACAUUCUCGACGAAACCAUGUAUGCUCAUCUCCACAUCGACAUGAAUGAUGAUGGCGUUGAAAUUGAGGAGGUAGCAGAGAAAAUGAUGAUUAUGCACGAGGAAUGUAUGGAAGGGAACUAUAGCUCUGUUGAGAAGUUGAGAAGGGCUGCUGCUGAGCCUUGUAGAACAUCAUCUCGUCAAUACAUUAUCAGACAGGAUGAUGACCUUGAUGAUGAUGAUGAUGCUUCGUCGUCGGGAAGUGGUGGAGAUGAUAAUAUGAUGAUGGUGGAUUCUCCAGUAGUUCCUCAGAAAAUAGAUGAUGGUGAUGGGUGGACGUUGGUCUCUUCCAAGCGACGUAGUGGUAGAAGGAAUCGCUAAAUAGGAUGAUGGUGGAUGAUGAUGCUUCGUCGUCGGGAAGUGGUGGAGAUGAUAAUAUGAUGAUGGUGGAUUCUCCAGUAGUUCCUCAGAAAAUAGAUGAUGGUGAUGGGUGGACGUUGGUCUCUUCCAAGCGACGUAGUGGUAGAAGGAAUCGCUAAAUAGGAAUUUCAGAGUCGAUAAACUCAGAGGCAAGCAAGCAAGCUGUUCAGGCAGAGUAAGAUCGUGAAUCGUCCUCUCCGGUGAAACGAGAGGCAGGAGGAAACUUAGAUUGGACUUCAUUAAAGCUAUUAUGUUCUUCUUCCACGGCCCUGUUUUCGUGAUUUGGUUUAAUUAGUUCCAAUUGAGUUAAGGGCGCAAACAACUGUAAAACUCUGUCUACCAAGUAGUCAAGCACAUAAUUUUGUGCAUGGCAAUUUUCAAUCCACCA